Colletotrichum truncatum is the source of this 3333-nucleotide messenger RNA. RefSeq names its product Lon protease-like protein, mitochondrial. Gene Ontology annotation, molecular function: serine-type endopeptidase activity; single-stranded DNA binding; ATP hydrolysis activity. Gene Ontology annotation, cellular component: mitochondrial matrix. Gene Ontology annotation, biological process: protein quality control for misfolded or incompletely synthesized proteins; mitochondrion organization; chaperone-mediated protein complex assembly. Lineage: Eukaryota; Fungi; Ascomycota; Sordariomycetes; Glomerellales; Glomerellaceae. The record is from RefSeq and is a predicted model, not a curated record.
AUGGUGAUGCGAUCGAGCCUUCCGAGGCGCCUUAACCUCGGUCGCUCGGCCAAUUUCCUCAGACGAUCCUACUCGACCCCGAGCAGGCUAUCGCCCGCGAGUGCUCCGAGGUGUUCCGCGUCAACCUUCGACCGCCUUCUCCUCUCCGCCCCCCGGACCCAGCGAGCCGCUGCCCAGUUCUCGACCUCGACAUACCGCCUAAAGGACGAAGACAACAGCUUCUUCGACCGUGCUGUUGAGCCAUUGUCCGAGGAGGAACAAAAGGCCAACCUUAAGCACCAACGCGAGCUCGAGGAGAAGGAGCUGACCGAGGCGAAGAGCUCUAGCUCCGAGUCAUCCGCCAAAAAUGAAGGCUCGGGAGGAGCACAAGAUGGAAAGGCCGGCAGUGCGGCGGGCGGCUCAUCGGCGGGCUCUGGAGGUGGUGACGACAAGGGCGACGGCAGCGGCCGUAGGGGACGCAAGUCCUCGGACAAGAGCUUGCAGAAGCCCGUCGUGCCGGACGUGUACCCCCAGGUUCUGGCCAUCCCCAUCGCGAAGCGACCGCUGUUCCCCGGAUUCUACAAGGCUAUCACAAUUAAGGAUCCCAAUGUAGCCGCUGCCAUCACCGAGAUGAUCAAGAGAGGCCAGCCGUACGUUGGCGCGUUCCUCUUCAAGGACGAGAACCAGGACGAGGACGUUAUCCGUAAUGUGGAUGACGUCUACGACGUUGGUGUAUUCGCACAAAUCACGAGCGCCUUCCCCAUGCAUGGGGAGCAGGGCAGUCUGACAGCAAUUCUGUACCCUCACCGCCGUAUCCGUUUGUCCAGCCUAUUGCCUCCUGGAACCGAGGAAAAGAAGGCAAGCGAGGCCAAGAUCGAGCCCGUCCCCGAGCCGAUACCCCCGAAGCCCACAGAAGAAGAGGCGCAGGCAGAUAAGAAGGGCGAUGUCGUUGCAAGCUUUGAGGAGAGUGCCGUAGCACCCAAGCCGGACCAGGCCGCCGAGAAGUACGAGCCCACCGCCUUCCUUAAGAGAUACCCCGUCAGUCUCGUUAAUGUCGAGAACCUGACCGAAGAGCCUUACGACCCCAAGAGCGCCGUCAUCCGAGCCGUGACCAACGAGAUUGUCAAUGUCUUCAAGGAGGUUGCAACCAUGAACAGCCUCUUCCGGGACCAGAUCUCGACAUUUUCCAUGAGCCAGUCGACCGGCAAUGUCACCUCCGAGCCCGCUAAGCUUGCCGACUUUGCUGCCGCAGUGUCUUCGGGCGAGCAGGGUGAACUACAGGAAGUUCUUUCCAGCCUUAACGUCGAGGAGAGAAUGCAGAAGGCCCUGAUUGUUCUGAAGAAGGAACUCAUGAACGCCCAGCUGCAGUCCAAGAUUACCAAGGAUGUUGAAAGCAAGAUUACUAAGCGCCAGCGCGAGUAUUGGCUGAUGGAACAGAUGAAGGGCAUCCGGCGUGAGCUGGGCUUGGAGUCUGACGGAAAGGAUAAGUUGGUCGAGAGGUUCAAGGAGAAGGCUGAUAAGCUUGCGAUGCCCGAGGCUGUACGCAAGGUGUUUGACGACGAGAUCAACAAGCUUGCACACCUCGAACCUGCUGCCUCUGAGUUCAACGUGACUCGGAACUACUUGGACUGGCUUACGCAGAUUCCCUGGGGACAGCGCAGUGCCGAGAACUUUGGUAUCAAAAACGCCAUGACGGUCCUGGAUGAGGAUCACUAUGGAUUGAAGGAUGUCAAGGACCGUAUCCUGGAGUUCAUUGCAGUGGGCAAGCUCCGCGGUACCGUUGAGGGCAAGAUUAUCUGCUUUGUCGGUCCUCCCGGUGUUGGAAAAACAUCUAUCGGAAAGUCUAUCGCCCGCGCCCUGAACCGCCAAUACUACAGAUUCAGUGUAGGUGGUCUCACUGACGUGGCUGAGAUCAAGGGUCACCGACGUACUUACGUGGGAGCUCUGCCGGGUCGUAUCAUCCAAGCCCUGAAGAAGUGCCAGACCGAGAACCCCUUGAUCUUGAUUGAUGAAAUCGACAAGAUUGGCCGCGGCUACCAGGGUGACCCGUCUUCUGCCCUGCUUGAGUUGCUCGACCCUGAGCAGAACAGCUCCUUCCUGGAUCACUACAUGGAUGUUCCCGUCGACCUGUCCAAGGUCCUCUUCGUCUGCACAGCCAACAUGACCGACACUAUUCCGAGACCCCUUCUUGACCGCAUGGAGUUGAUCCAGCUGUCUGGCUACGUUGCCGACGAGAAGAAGGCCAUCGCCGAUAGAUAUCUCGCCCCUGCCGCCAAGGAGGCCGCGGGUCUGAAGAACGCCGACGUCAAGCUUAGCGAGGAGGCCAUUGAGGAGCUCAUCAAGUCUUACGCUCGUGAGUCUGGUGUUCGGAACCUCAAGAAGCAAAUCGAGAAGGUUUACCGGAAGUCCGCUCUCAAGAUCGUGCAGGACCUCGGCGAGGAGGUACUCCCCGAGAAGGAGGCUUUGACUGAGGACGGCAAGGAGGCCCUCGAGGAGUCGGAGAAGAAGACUGAAGCCGCUCGUGAGACUGGUGAGCAGCCGGCCGAGACCGCCGCCACCGAGAAGCCUCGUGUCGCUCUCAAUGUCCCGGACACUGUUCACGUUACCAUUGGCAAGGAGAACCUCGUCGACUACGUCGGCCCCCCCGUCUUCACCUCUGACCGGCUCUAUGAGGUCAACCCUCCCGGUGUUUCUAUGGGUCUUGCCUGGACUCAGAUGGGCGGUGCCGCCAUGUACGUCGAGUCCAUUCUCCAAGCCCCUCUGCGGCCCAGCAGCAGGCCCGGCCUCGAGAUUACAGGUAACCUCAAGUCCGUCAUGAAGGAGUCGUCGACCAUCGCCUACUCAUUCGCCAAGGCCCUCAUGGUCAAGGAGUUCCCUGACAACCACUUUUUCGACAAGGCCAAGCUUCACCUGCAUGUGCCUGACGGCGCCGUCUCCAAGGACGGACCUUCGGCCGGUAUCACCAUGGCCACUUCUCUUCUCUCUCUUGCUCUCGAUACCCCUGUCAACCCCACCGUCGCUAUGACGGGUGAGUUGACCCUCACCGGCAAGGUGCUCCGCAUCGGUGGUCUCCGUGAGAAGACUGUCGCCGCGCGCCGUGCCGGAUGCAAAAUGAUCAUUUUCCCCAAGGAUAACAUGUCGGACUGGCUCGAGCUCCCAGAGAACAUCAAGGAGGGCAUCGAGGGCAAGCCCGUCGGCUGGUACUCGGACGUCUUUGAGCUCAUCUUUCCCCAAGUCGACCGCGAGGCCGCCAACAAGUGCAAGGUCUGCGAGUGGAAGAAGGAGCAGGACGAAAAGAAGAAGAAGGAAAAGAAGAACAAGAAGGACGACUCUGACGAUGAGGAUGACGAUUAG